Messenger RNA from Huiozyma naganishii CBS 8797, 462 nucleotides. It is a transcript of the gene UBI4, whose product is annotated as ubiquitin. Gene Ontology annotation, cellular component: nucleus; cytoplasm. The transcript has a single exon. Gene Ontology annotation, molecular function: protein tag activity; ubiquitin protein ligase binding. Bases 1 to 462 code for a protein of 153 amino acids. Gene Ontology annotation, biological process: protein ubiquitination; modification-dependent protein catabolic process. NCBI's taxonomy places the organism in Eukaryota, Fungi, Ascomycota, Saccharomycetes, Saccharomycetales, Saccharomycetaceae. The record is from RefSeq and is a predicted model, not a curated record.
AUGCAGAUUUUUGUUAAAACCUUGACGGGGAAGACGAUCACGCUGGAGGUCGAGUCCUCGGACACGAUCGAUAACGUGAAGUCGAAGAUCCAGGACAAAGAGGGGAUUCCACCGGACCAGCAGAGGUUGAUCUUCGCCGGAAAGCAACUGGAGGACGGCAGAACCCUGUCUGACUACAACAUUCAGAAGGAGUCGACUCUCCACUUGGUGCUGAGACUGAGAGGUGGUAUGCAGAUCUUCGUCAAGACUUUGACAGGGAAGACGAUCACGCUGGAGGUCGAGUCCUCGGACACAAUCGAUAACGUGAAGUCGAAGAUCCAGGACAAAGAGGGGAUUCCACCGGACCAGCAGAGGUUGAUCUUCGCCGGAAAGCAACUGGAGGACGGCAGAACCCUGUCUGACUACAACAUUCAGAAGGAGUCGACUCUCCACUUGGUGCUGAGACUGAGAGGUGGCUUUUAA